Messenger RNA from Crotalus tigris (Tiger rattlesnake), 3369 nucleotides. RefSeq names its product catalase-like. The record is from RefSeq and is a predicted model, not a curated record. Bases 763 to 2286 code for a protein of 507 amino acids. Gene Ontology annotation, cellular component: cytoplasm; peroxisome; mitochondrion. The transcript has 13 exons. NCBI's taxonomy places the organism in Eukaryota, Metazoa, Chordata, Lepidosauria, Squamata, Viperidae. Gene Ontology annotation, molecular function: catalase activity; heme binding. Gene Ontology annotation, biological process: response to hydrogen peroxide; hydrogen peroxide catabolic process.
UUUUUGUAUUGCUGUUAUCAGAGAGGGCUUUGAGCCUCUUCCAAGUCUUAGAAUAACACAGAACAACACAGACAAACAUAUAUACACAAAUACUGUUACAACAACAUUUAUUUAGACAUAUAACUUGUCUUGCAAGAAGCGAAAACGACAAGGUGAUUUCAACCAAAAAGUGGUUUUGAGGGCUCUAAUCAUUUCCCAUUUUUCUCACCAUUCCAAGCCCAAGCAUAAUGUUCUGAGUGGCCACACACACACACAUAACAAAACACAACCAGACAUUUGUCUGACGGCUAACUUAAUAUAUUGCAGAGCAUUCCGAUUGCUCAAAAAACUUUGUUCUGAGGGAGUAAAUUUUGAUUUAUGACUUUAACUAAUCAACAAAGAAUUAGCCUCUUCAGAAGAAGCUGAAAAUCCAAUUAAAGAUGUUUUUUGAAGGAAUAAAUUUUACUUAGUUGCAAGCAGAAGCGGGCUGAUAGUUAAUUGCCGUUCUGAAGUAUUUGGGUCCAUUUUUUUUUCUUUUGACAGGAGUGAACACUAUAGUGUUUUAGCCUAAGCGUCCGAUGCUUAAGAUUCGAAGAAUACUGUUUUCUUAUCUCCCCAGUCAGCUUCCUUAUGUUCGUUUAAAGCCUUGCCAGGCCUGAUUUCUGUAGCAGGAGUCUGAACUCCUGUACAUGCUUUUGCUGAGGGUGAGAUAAUUUACAGCCCAUACUUACUCACUGAGGGGUCUCGUAAGACGAAAGUGCACCUAGGAGUCUGUUCCAGACGAUGGAAUGCGAUUCCUUAACCACAGGAGCAGGAAUCCCAGUGGGAGACAAGCUGAAUGUCCUGACCGUUGGUCCAAGAGGUCCACUCCUGGUUCAGGAUGUGGUUUUCACCGAUGAGAUGGCACACUUCGACCGAGAGAGGAUUCCUGAAAGAGUUGUCCAUGCCAAAGGAGCCGGAGCAUUUGGCUAUUUUGAAGUGACUCAUGAUAUCACCAAAUUCUGCAAAGCAAAGAUAUUUGAGCACAUAGGCAAAAGAACGCCAAUGGCUAUUCGGUUUUCAACUGUUGCUGGAGAAUCGGGCUCAGCUGACACAGUGCGUGACCCUCGAGGUUUUGCAAUGAAAUUCUACACUGAAGAUGGAAAUUGGGAUCUUGUAGGGAACAACACUCCCAUCUUCUUCAUUAGAGAUGCAAUACUGUUUCCAUCUUUUAUCCAUAGUCAAAAGAGGAAUCCACAGACACAUCUGAAAGAUGCAGACAUGGUAUGGGACUUUUGGAGUCUUCGCCCUGAGUCUUUGCACCAGGUAUCAUUCCUGUUCAGCGAUCGUGGCAUUCCAGAUGGGCACCGUCACAUGAAUGGCUAUGGGUCACAUACAUUUAAGCUAGUCAAUGCUUAUGGCAAUGAAAUAUACUGCAAAUUCCAUGUAAAGACUGACCAAGGAAUUAAAAACCUCCCUGUCAAAGAUGCAGAAAGAUUAGCUUCUGAAGAUCCGGAUUAUGGCCUGCGUGAUCUUUACAAUGCAAUUGCUAAUGGAAACUUCCCCUCUUGGACUUUCUAUAUUCAAGUUAUGACAUUUGAACAAGCUGAGAAAUUUCCAUUUAAUCCUUUUGAUCUAACGAAGAUUUGGCCUCACAAAGAUUAUCCUCUCAUUCCUGUGGGAAAAGUUGUCUUAAACCGAAAUCCUGUCAAUUAUUUUGCUGAAGUGGAACAAAUGGCUUUUGACCCAAGCAACAUGCCCCCAGGGAUUGAACCUAGCCCCGAUAAAAUGUUACAGGGUCGUCUUUUCUCGUAUCCAGAUACGCACAGACACCGCCUGGGACCCAACUACCUUCAAAUUCCUGUAAAUUGUCCAUACCGAGCUAGAGUGGCUAACUACCAGAGAGAUGGAUUUAUGUGCAUAUCUGAUAACCAGGGUGGUGCCCCAAACUAUUACCCAAAUAGCUUUACUGGCCCUGAGGAACAGCCCGCUUUGAAGGAGAGCCGUACAACUUCCUCGGGCGAUAUACAGCGCUUUAAUAGUUCAGUUGAGGAUAACGUCUCUCAAGUACGGGACUUUUUUGUCAAAGUAUUGAAUGAGGAAGAGCGCAUGAGACUUUGCGAGAAUAUUGCUGGCCAUCUUAAGGACGCUCAGAUUUUCAUCCAGAAGAAAGCUGUGAAAAACUUUAUGGAUGUUCAUCCUGAUUAUGGUGCAGGCAUUCAAGCCCAUCUGGAUAGACACAAUGCUAAAGGGCAAAAAAAAGGAUCAAAUUCAUACUUAUACACAAACUUCUGGAAAGGAGAAAUCUCAGCUGUAAAUGGCAUGUGAUUACCAGUCACAUUGGAAAUCUUCACCUGAAAUCCCUCCAACUGGAAAAUGAGCUUUGAAAAGCUUUAUGUAUAAUGGAAUUAUACAUGCUAUUAUCCUGUGCUAUUAACUGCAAUAUAUAACCAAGUGCAAUUCUAUUUUAACAACAAUUUGAAUUAAUUAUAUAGAUUAUUAAUUUGGAAUCUAUCCUGAUGAUAUGUUUGAAAUAUGUCUGAAAUACAAGAAGAAUAACUUUGUGCUUAAUUUUGCUUAUUAACAUGUUUUAUUCUUGUGAUUGAUUUUUUUCAUUUAUUUACCCAUAGAACAGACAUUGCUGUGAUUGAUAUCUUUUAUUGGUAGUGCUGGUCUUAAUAGUAUGACAAAUCCUUUUCAAAUGGAUAUUAAAAAUAUAAAAAAAACAAUUUUUAAAACUGCACAUGAAUGUCAAUCUUUUAACAACAAAUCUCCUCAUAGUACAUUUUAAAACUAUUAUAAAGUACUUGAGGGAGAAUUAUGUUUAAAUGUGAAAUUUACCAGUGUUAUGAAAGCUUUAUAAAUAAUAGUAUUAUGUUCCAAGCUGUUAGUUGCAAUAAAAAAGCAUUCCAAUUUGAAGAUCCUUUAAGAAAAACAAUAUAGAUGAUUUAUGCUGAAUCUGUGAUGAUGAUAAUAAACAUGAAAUGGCAUGUCUGAAGUAGUAUAACAAUUUUGUGCUUAUUUUGUCUAUCAAAACAUGAUUUGUAUUCUUAUAACAAAUCUCACAUUUAUUCUUUUAAAGAAUAUACAUGUCUUUUUCCUUUUAUUGGUAAUCCUGACAGUACUAUAAGAAGUAAAUAAAACAUUACUAAAUAGAUAUUAACAAUAAAAGCAACUUUAAAUAAAUAUACAUUAUAUAUGAAUGUUUUUAACAGAAAAUCUGCGUUCAUAUGGUACCCUUAAGAAUUGUUAAAAUAACUUGGUGGAUUAUGUUAAAGGGAUAUUUUAUUUGUUCUUGGACUAAAUGUUUCUUUUGUUGGUUCAGGAUGGAUCUCAACAGCAGACUUUUGAAACAAAAAUAAAUGGAACCUUUUUACAAUGCUCAUUCUAUAAUAAAAUUCUCAUAAAAUA